AUGGAGAAGGGAGGCCGCCGUGCCAUGGUGAAGGGAGCCAUCCACCAGAGGAAGCUUAGCUCCCUCCGUGACGCGGAGCCACUGAUCGACAUGCACGGGACUGUGAUGAGCUACCAGGUCAGGGUGCCAUGCCUCCAUGGCAUCCUUCACACACGCAGCAUCCAGAGACUGCUGCAGCGUCAGAUCAAGGACAUGGGCUGGGUGGUAAAAGGCAUGACUCAUCUCGACGCGCUGGUCAUCAUGCACACCAUGAUCAGCACUUCGUCUGCUCUCAUGGAUCGCAUGAUCCGCGAGGCGGAGCUGACACCGGUCGGCAACACGACGGCGACCCCCGACCCUGACGACGCCGACUGCUUCUCCGACGGCGAGGUUCCAUCGGAGGGACGCCGCACCACCUUCAACACCGACGAGGAGGUCGAGGGACUCCGCGACCCGGUGGUCUCGCUCGCCCCCGCGACCCACGAGUCCGCCGACCGCGUUCUCCGCGACUCGGAACUCCGCGACCCGGCGCUCCCGCUCUUCCCCACCGGCUUCAACAUCGACAAGGAGGCCCCGGGCGAGGAGCGACGCGGCGCCCAGCCGCUCCCGUUCUUCCCCAUCAGCAUCACCGCCAAGGACGCCAAUGCCGAACCCGCGCCCUCCCACACCUCCCUCCGCGACGACGACGACGACAAGGGGCUCUCUGCCAACACUCCUCUCCCUGCACAGCGCGGGCACUCCACCGACAACAACGCGUCGGUCGCCUUGGAGCCCGGUCUGGAGCCAAGUCGUCAGCCCAUCCUCCUGUUGGAGUACCCAUGCCCCCGCCGCCUCGGGGCCUAUGGGUCGGCCACCAUGAACCUGGCGGAGCUGAUGCUUGAGGCGGGAACUGGUACCCGCAGCCAGGUUCUGGUGCGCGCCCCAGCCAUCGUCGACAUGGCCGCCCGGGCUGUCUCCGGCGGGAGUCCUCCGCGCAUCCUGGAUAGGUGCCCUGCCUACCGCCGUCUGGUCAUUGAGCUGUUUGAUUCGGGCACAGCGCUCCGGCAUCAUGAACUUGGAAGCCCCGCUCUUCAGCUAGCACUGCAGGAACUGGGGAGCCAGAUUGAGGAUGUGGCCACUGCCAUCCUCACAGCGCGGCACCCGCGGCCGGUUCUCCUUGAGCACCUGGCAGCGGUGAAGGCAUGCCUCCAUCUCGUCUGGAAUUUGAGGGUCCCUGCAACCGAGUUUCAGCUACUCUGGAGUCUGAACUUCUGA
Messenger RNA from Triticum turgidum subsp. durum (durum wheat), 1233 nucleotides. Lineage: Eukaryota; Viridiplantae; Streptophyta; Magnoliopsida; Poales; Poaceae. The record is from the annotation of a GenBank genome assembly.